This is a messenger RNA of Oryza sativa Japonica Group (Japanese rice), 1393 nucleotides long. RefSeq names its product protein G1-like8. The record is from RefSeq and is a predicted model, not a curated record. Gene Ontology annotation, biological process: mRNA transcription; response to light stimulus. Gene Ontology annotation, cellular component: nucleus. NCBI's taxonomy places the organism in Eukaryota, Viridiplantae, Streptophyta, Magnoliopsida, Poales, Poaceae.
UUUCUUUCUCCCCCCCUCCUCUCCCCGUCGCUCUCCCCCGCAUCCCAUCGCCACCCUCCCCUCCCAACCCGCGUCUCAUCUCACCUCCACUCUCCUCCGCCACCGAUCGAUCGCUCCGGCCGCCGGCUGCGGCCGGCCGGCGCAGGUGGUGGCGCCGUCGUAGUAGUUAGCUAGGCGCGUAGUUGUGGAGUUAGCUUAGCUUAAGCUGUUGCAUGGAGGGAGGAGGAGGUGGGGCGGACGGGCAGGCGCAGCCGGUGGCGCAGGCGCCGCCGGCGAUGCAGCCGAUGCAGCAGCUGAGCAGGUACGAGUCGCAGAAGAGGAGGGACUGGAACACGUUCCUGCAGUACCUGAAGAACCACCGGCCGCCGCUGACGCUGGCGAGGUGCAGCGGCGCGCACGUCAUCGAGUUCCUCAAGUACCUGGAUCAGUUCGGGAAGACGAAGGUGCACGCGUCGGGGUGCGCCUACUACGGCCAGCCGAGCCCGCCGGCGCCGUGCCCGUGCCCGCUGCGCCAGGCGUGGGGGUCCCUCGACGCGCUCAUCGGGCGCCUCCGCGCCGCCUACGAGGAGAGCGGCCACGCGCCGGAGUCCAACCCCUUCGCCGCGCGCGCCGUCCGGAUCUACCUCCGCGAGGUCCGCGACGCGCAGGCCAAGGCCCGCGGGAUACCAUACGAGAAGAAGAAGCGCAAGCGCACGCAGCAGCAGCAGCCUCCCCCACCGCCGCCGCCGCCGCCCCAGCACCAGCCGGGCGCCGCCGCCGGGGAGGCGUCGAGCUCGUCGUCUGCUGCCGCCGCCGCCGUCGCAGCAGAAGGCAGUGGCAGCUCCGCCGCCGCCGCCGCCGCCACUAGCCAGACAGGAGGAGGAGGAGGAGGAAGCACCACCACCACCACCGCUUCUGCUGCUGCACCGACCACCGCCACCCGAGUAUAGUAGAUCGAUCACCUUGCUGCAAACACAUCCAUGUCUAUUUGCUUCCGUAUGCGUCUCGCCCUUAAUUUGCAAGAUUUCAGCUACUUUCUUUUGCCAUUUGGUUCUCUAGUAUCCUUCUGGCUCUUUAGCAAUAGCUAGUAGCAACGAUCUCCUCUCCUCAUUUUCUCACUUGAUUUCUUCCUCCCUUAAACUUGGGUCUUUUUUAGUUUUUUUUCUCUCUUUCUCCUUAGCUUGUUGCUAAAUUACCUAGCUAGCUAGGUCAGUGAGUAUAUAUAUAUUGCAAUCGGCAACUGGUAAUUGGGAGUAAUAAGUAAGAUAGGGAAGUGAGCUUAAUUGUCAUAGUACUACUGUUUGCUCAUCUCCCAUAUACACAUACUACUACCCAUGAUGAGAUGAAAGCAAUACUUGAGCUUAAUUGCUUAUAUAUAUAUACAUACAUAUAUAUUUAAGAUCUUUCCAUUUCA